Molecule: messenger RNA, 1005 nt
Organism: Ochotona curzoniae (black-lipped pika)
Lineage: Eukaryota; Metazoa; Chordata; Mammalia; Lagomorpha; Ochotonidae
Gene: PAFAH1B3
Product: platelet activating factor acetylhydrolase 1b catalytic subunit 3
Exons: 5
Coding region: 273-968 (231 amino acids)
Source: RefSeq, a predicted model, not a curated record
UGGCCACUCUGGCCGGCGCGUGGGCCGAGUAGUGCGGGGCUGGCCAGGAAGCGCGGCAGCACGGGGCAAAGGGAGAGGCCAAUUCCCUCCUGAAAGGGCCGGCUUCCGCCUGUGGAGAGGAGGCGGAGCUCGGGAGCGGCCUCCGGGCUCGGCGGGAGUGAGUGCGGGUCGUCCAUUGUUGGCGGAAAGGGGGGUGGGCGUGGCGGAGCCGCCACCUCCUCUCGGCGCUGCGACCUCCGCUGCUCACCCUGCGGGGAGCUGUGGCCGCCAAGAUGAGCGGCGAAGAGAAUCCAGCUAGCAAGCCCACGCCGGUGCAGGACGUGCAGGGCGACGGGCGCUGGAUGUCCCUGCACCAUCGGUUUGUGGCCGACAGCAAAGAUAAAGAGCCUGAAGUUGUCUUCAUCGGGGACUCCUUGGUCCAGCUAAUGCACCAAUGUGAGAUCUGGCGGGAGCUCUUCUCCCCUCUGCACGCCCUGAAUUUUGGCAUCGGUGGCGACAGCACACAGCACGUAUUGUGGCGGCUGGAAAAUGGGGAGCUGGAACACAUCCGGCCCAAGAUUGUGGUGGUCUGGGUGGGCACCAAUAACCACGGGCACACAGCCGAGCAGGUGUCUGGAGGCAUCCAGGCCAUCGUACAGCUGGUGAACCAGCGGCAGCCCCAGGCCCGGGUCGUAGUGCUGGGCCUGCUUCCAAGGGGCCAGCACCCCAACCCGCUUCGGGACAAGAACCGGCAAGUGAAUGAGCUGGUCCGGGCCGCAUUAGCAGGCCACCCACGGGCUCACUUCCUGGAUGCCGACCCCGGCUUUGUGCACUCGGACGGCACAAUCAGCCACCACGACAUGUAUGAUUACCUGCAUCUCAGCCGCCUGGGCUACACGCCUGUCUGCCGGACCUUGCAUUCCCUGCUGCUUCGCCUGCUGGCCCAAGAUCAGGGCCAGGGUGUUCCUCUGCCGGAGCCCACACCCUAGACAUCCAAUCUGACCUCAACAUUAAAUUCUCCUUCCU